UAAGAAUAAAAAUUUUAUUAAAUCGCAUAAUGUAGUUUUAUUAUAAAUUAUUUUCACAUUUUUAAUAAUAUAUUGAGUUGAACUCUUAUUUAUUUCAAUAUUCUAACAAUAAUCAAAUAUUCCUGGGAUUAAUUUGAAAAAUUUCAAUAUUCUUUAAAUUUCUUUAAAGAUCCCUAUAUAAAUAUACUAAUGCAAGGACGAGAUAUAUCCCGGCAGCCUUGUCCUGACAGGAUUGUUGAGGACAUGGGUGGCGCCUUUGGUAUGGGUUCCGUUGGUGGAUUUCUCUGGCAUUUUAUAGCUGGAGCUAAGAAUUCUCCUAGAGGUUUAAUUUUAAAAAACGCUUUAUAUACUGCCAGUUCUAAAUCUCCGGUUCUUGGCGGCAAUUUCGCCAUUUGGGGAGGCACUUUCUCUACCUUCGACUGUACCUUCCAAGCUUUACGUAAUAAAGAGGAUCACUGGAAUGCUAUUUUCAGUGGUUUUGUGACUGGAGGUGUUCUAGCACUCAGAGGAGGCUUAAAGAACGCCUCCAGAAAUGCCUUCAUCGGCGGUGUUCUCCUAAGUAUAAUUGAAACUGUUUCAAUUGUUGUAAAUAAAAGAAUCGCGGUCACUCCCAGACAACACUUUCAACGUCAAAUGGAAUACGAAAAACAACUCAAAAAUCGUGAUGUUAAUUUUACACCUACGGCACAUCCAACCUAACAGUUACCAGCAUGGUCUGUUACUAAUAAUUGCAAUUUCAUUAACCUAUUACAUCAAUAUUGUAAUAAUAUA
This is a messenger RNA of Theileria parva strain Muguga, 771 nucleotides long. RefSeq names its product Mitochondrial import inner membrane translocase subunit TIM17 (gene TIM17-2). The record is from RefSeq and is a predicted model, not a curated record. Lineage: Eukaryota; Apicomplexa; Aconoidasida; Piroplasmida; Theileriidae. The transcript has 3 exons. Gene Ontology annotation, molecular function: transmembrane protein transporter activity. The coding region runs from base 190 to 699 and encodes 169 amino acids. Gene Ontology annotation, biological process: protein import into mitochondrial matrix. Gene Ontology annotation, cellular component: TIM23 mitochondrial import inner membrane translocase complex; mitochondrial inner membrane.